AUGGUCUUCGGUCUGGAGCCUCGCUGCCCACUGCCAAGCGCCGUGGUCCACCUACAGGCCUCGCAAGUCCAACAGCUGCUCCACAACAAGUUCAUGGUCAUUUUGGGCGAAUCCGUCCAGCGGGCUGUCUGUAAGGACUUGGUGCCCCUGCUCCAGAAAGACUCACUGAUCACAGCAGCCCAGCUGAAAGCCAAAGGACACGCGGAGCUGAGCUUUGAACAGGACCAACUGGUGGCUGGGGGCCAGAUGGGCGAGCUGUACAAUGGAACAUGGUACUGCAAAGUCCGCCAGUUCUGCUCGGGCAACAGCCACCACCUUGUUCGCUUCCAUUUCCUCACCUGGGUUUACCCCAAGUACCUGGAGGACGUCCUGGAGGAACUGACAUGUGGACCCACCCCACACCUGGUGAUUAUCAACUCCUGCCUCUGGGACCUCUCAAGAUACUGCCGCUACCAGGAGAACCUGAAGCGGGUGUUCCUGCAUCUGGACCGGAUGUUGCCAGACUCCUACCUGCUGGUGUGGAACAUGGUGAUGCCUCUGGGGGAAGAGAUCACAAGGGACUUCCUGUUGCCGGAGCUCCAGCCCCUGGCGGGCUCUCUGCAACUAGAUGUAGUUGAAGGGAACUUCUAUAGUGCCAUGCUGGCCAGCGACCACUGCUUUGAUGUCCUGGACCUCCACUUUCAUUUCCGGCACGCAGCCCUCCACUGGGACCAACAUACUCACCGUCACCUCUUUCACCUUCUAUCUCACGUGUCUGAUGCCUGGGGUAUGGAGCUGCCAAAGCAGAACUGCCCCCCAGCCCCAUGGACUGAGGACUGGCCACAGGCGGACCAUCCAUUCCAGAGAUUCCGUAGGCAGCAUCCAGACUUCAGGGAGCAGCUGGCCUUGCACCCAAUGGUGCCCUCUCCCGUACCCACUCCCAUAUCCUUUCCCUGUCCCCUUCCUCAGCCUUUGCCACCCUUCUUGUUCCCACCACCGCCCUAGGAUCCCCCAUGUUCCCCAGGCCAACCCUUCCCACCCCAUGAAUUCUUCCUGUGUUGUAAUUCUGUGGAGGACUUUUUGAUGCCACCUCACCUAGGAUGUGGCCCUGGAGUGAACUUUGUGCCCGGCCAGCCCCAUGGUCAGCACUGGGGCCCAGCGGUCCACCGGGGCAUGCCCUGCUGUUUUCCCAGCGGCCCCUAUUCUGUGCCAAGAAUGGAGGGACCCUGCAGGCAGCGGCCCAGACACUCAGACAGACUGAUCUACACAUUCAAGCUGGACAGACGGCUUCCUGCUCAUUCAGGGACAUGCCCUGGAUAG
Molecule: messenger RNA, 1299 nt
Organism: Echinops telfairi (small Madagascar hedgehog)
Lineage: Eukaryota; Metazoa; Chordata; Mammalia; Afrosoricida; Tenrecidae
Gene: PCED1A
Product: PC-esterase domain containing 1A
Source: RefSeq, a predicted model, not a curated record